This is a messenger RNA of Raphanus sativus (radish), 964 nucleotides long. RefSeq lists its product as uncharacterized. Lineage: Eukaryota; Viridiplantae; Streptophyta; Magnoliopsida; Brassicales; Brassicaceae. The coding region runs from base 81 to 710 and encodes 209 amino acids. The record is from RefSeq and is a predicted model, not a curated record. The transcript is spliced from 3 exons.
UUAAUAGUCUGGUUUCAACAGGUCCCUCUCUCUCUCUCUCUCUACAGAAGAAAGUGAUCUCUGUCUCUCUGAGUUUGAAAAUGGCGAAUCCAGCGCUAUCAAAGGGAUGGAUUAAGAACUUGUCUUCAUUAUCUUCACGUGUUUACUUCCUCUUGAUCAUCCUCCAGAUUCCUCUCUUCAGGGUUCCAUGUAAAUCUGGAAUGUGUAUGUCGCCCAUCCACGUGACAUCAUCUCAGUUGAUUUCUAGUGAGAUCUUCCCUGUUCCGAUGAUUAAGGCUCUCCUAUACCCUGGUGCUAUCGUCAAUGGUCUUUCCACCAACAUGACGUUUCCAAAGUGGGAUAAUGUGUUGGAUCUUUACAACCUCACCAUUGUCAAAGAUGCAUCUGCAGUUCCCGAUCUUCAGCGCCUAGAGGUUCUUGCAGGGAGCUACUUCUCUGUAGCUGGGGCCUUUGUGGGUUUGCUAAAGCCUGGUAGGAUGGGAAUGUUUGGAUCGUUGCUGCUAGUUUGGGGUCUUGUCAAAGAAGGGAUCUUAAAGAAGCCAAUGAAUACCGACCCAUCCAGGACAGUUUAUGUGUACCCAACCAUGGUGAUUGCCAUGAUCUGCGCUUUCUCUAUGAUAAAUUAUAACUUGAAGAAAGCUACGAGUGCGGCUCCUGCUCGUCUCAUUGCUAAGCCUCUCAUGAGCUCUUCAAAAUCUAAGCUCAAGUGAGUUUUUUUUUUUUUUUUGUAAAGGACUUGUAGGGCUUCUGUCUUGUCUUUGUUGCCAUUGCCAAAUAGUAGAAUGGCAUUUUUUGCUCUCUGUUACCCUUUGUUGUUUUCUGGGGAUCUGCUCAGUAGUCAGUAUCUUUUAGUAUCAAAAAUCACAUGGAUGCAGUUUUCAAUGAGUUUUGUAUCACCACCACAAGAGGUCACAGUAGAAAGAUCAUGUUAUGUACCAUGUCACCACUUCUAAACUGUUAUUCU